AUGAUCGUCAACGGUAUUAUUGCAAUGAGAAGUGGAAAGGUUCGGAUGGAGCAGUGCGAGCUCCGUGCGCUAGGCGUGAAUGGGUACAGUCUCAGUCGCACUUCGACUACUGAAACAAAGUAG
Peronospora matthiolae is the source of this 123-nucleotide messenger RNA. NCBI's taxonomy places the organism in Eukaryota, Oomycota, Peronosporomycetes, Peronosporales, Peronosporaceae. The record is from the annotation of a GenBank genome assembly.